AAGUCUUUCAACUCCCAACUUCAUAUCUUUGUGCCUUUGUGCUGGUCCUACACGGAUUUGUGCAACCUUAGCAUGCCUGCCCCAAACAGUCCCUGCAACUGCAUGUUCAAGCUGGUGGUUAACGUCCGAAGGGCGUCAAUCUGGCCUAAUUCGGAUGAGUACCCGCGCAAAGGAACGACGUCCACAAGACUUACUGUGGCCGCGUGAUGCUGAUUUGAGAAUAUGAAUAAGAUUAACGCUCUCAACCUAGGCACCCGCAUAAGAAUCAAGCCGCGAUCCGUGAUCUGAGUAUGCAUACUCAGCCUGUUGCGACGAAGGGAUUCACCAGCGUAACUAGAUCACGGAACGGGCAUUGUUGACCGGGAAGAUCGUUGAUGUUUAUCAUUAAAAUGGACGCCCAUCACGCGGAAACGUCGGUGACAUCCAGCGCCAAUUCAUUCGAUUCGAACCACGUUUGUCAGCUAAAAACAGGACAGGGACCAUGUUGGUUUACUCUUACCGAUUCUCCCCUUUCACCAGCCUUUUUCUAACGCCAUGUUUCAACACACACUCCUUUGUCUCGCGUUCAUUUCUGUCGCUACACAGUCAUUUGUUAUUGCUCAUGGUGGCCACGGUCACAAAAUUCGCCGUCGUUACUUCCAAGAUUGGUCCCAACCUCACGAUCACUCGGUAAACAAACUCUUCAAGCGUGGUGGGGAUGGUGCUCAGUAUCCGGAAGUUGGUUCGUCAGACUGGGCAGCAAAAUACCCUCCUGCGAAUGGCAAAACCCCAGACCAGAGUUUGACCCCGAAGGAAUGGCUGGAUGCAUUAAAUGUUGCCGUUGCAGCUGGAACCAUUCCUGCUGUUGAUAGGACAACCAUUCCCCGGAACAGUGCUGGGGACGUUACGGGAGCACCAGUCUACCCAAAAAACCAGGAUCCUACAGGGCCAGGCAUUUGCUCCGCAACGUAUCAAUGCCGCGCUGCGGACGAUGUUUGGGAUGGUCCCGAUGGUACUUUCGCUAUCAGCUUCGAUGACGGUCCUCUACCUUCUACGAGUAUUCUCGUCGAUUUCCUAAAACAGAAUAACGAGAUAGCAACGCAUUUCAUGAUCGGUGCCAAUGUCCGCAACAACCCGCAGCGGUUCCUCGACGUUUUCAACUAUGGUGGCGAUUGUGCUGUUCAUACAUGGUCACAUCCGUACAUGACAUCUUUGUCCAACGAAGAUAUUGUUGCUGAGCUUGGUUGGACAAUGCAAAUCAUCCAUGAUUCUACCGGAGGAAAAGUACCAAAAAUGUGGAGACCUCCCACUGGCGACGCUGACGUUCGAGUCAGAGCUAUUGCUAAAGAGGUAUUCGGGUUGAAAACCGUGAUCUGGAAUCGAGACUCCGCUGAUUGGAGAAUCAGUCUUGGACAACAGACGUUGGAUGGUGUCAAUUCUGACAUGGAUAAAUGGCUCACAGGCCCGAAAACACCAGGUCUCGUUGUCCUGGAACACGAGCUGACAAACCUAACGGUACAGGGAUUCACGGGGAACUACCCUAAGAUCAAGAGCAACGGGUGGAACACGAAAUCCCUCGCCCAGCUUUUCGGUGAUGCCUACCAGAACGUUAAUGGUGAUCAGGUUACUCCCGCCAGUGUAAACCAUCAAGCAAGUGGGAACGCCCUUUUGAAUACCACCUCCGAUUCCGUUAGCUCGACUACUACCACGUCCCAAACAAUUUCGAGCGUUGCGACGUCGACCCCGCGAACCGCGACUGUGACAACGUCUAGUUCAUCCGGUACGAGCACUUCGAGUUCUAGCAACAAAACCAACUCCAACUCGGCACUUCCAUCCAAUAUGUUCUCGCAAUGGUUCGCUGCGAUAUUUGCCUCGACUCUUAUUAUCUCUCUUUCAUAGUGUGCGGUUCUUUUAGGGCUCUUUUCUCAUUGUCAUAACGAUCUCUUGAUUUUACAGAACUGAAUAUGUUUGUCGUUUCCUUUAAUUUGGGACUUUUGUGUCAACGCUUUUAGUAUGAUCUACGAAUCUUGUUUCAUUAGUUUGUAUGUAUCUCCAAAGAUAACGAGAAUACCUACCGCGCUUUUCGAACCGAGAAUGACAGGGC
Molecule: messenger RNA, 2083 nt
Organism: Marasmius oreades (fairy-ring Marasmius)
Lineage: Eukaryota; Fungi; Basidiomycota; Agaricomycetes; Agaricales; Marasmiaceae
Exons: 9
Coding region: 535-1878 (447 amino acids)
Biological process (GO): carbohydrate metabolic process
Cellular component (GO): membrane
Molecular function (GO): chitin deacetylase activity
Source: RefSeq, a predicted model, not a curated record